UUAGUACGUAUAUACAAAGCAAAGCAGCAUAUUCAAAGAGAUUAAAGGCAGAGUGUACGAACAUUAAAAUAUUUUACCCCAAAGUGUGGAUUAGUAACGCCGUUAGUUCACACAAUACAUGAACGAGUUGCUGCACGUAGAUAUAACUACAACUGCCACAGUCGCACAAGGAAAAUUAAUCGAGACGUAGACGCCAACAGCUGACGAAUGCAUACAUUACAUUAUUAACUGUACCAGAGAAAUAAAAUUGGUUAGUUAAUACGUCCCAGAAUACAAGGAGUUAUUGGCGCUUUGCAAUAAUUUCCCCACUAGCCAAGAAAAUAACGAGAUUUCGUCUUGAAAACAAAUUGAAAUAUAUUUAUUCAGCGAUAUCCAUUAGUCUAUUAAAUACACAAAAUAAUGGAUGAUGAAAAACUAAUGGAAUUGGUGGAAGCCAAUGAUAUUAUAUACAACAAAGGCCAUCGGUAUAACCACAGUUUCGAGAGAAAGAAGAGAGUUUGGGCUAAAAUUGCUGCAGAAAUGGACCUACCUGCGGAUGAAUUGGCCAAGCGAUAUCGAACCCUGAGGGACCGUUUUGUAAGAUAUAAACGUGUGGAAAUGUUAACAGGAUCGGAAAACAAGUAUCGUCCUCCUAUUAUGGACAAAAUGGAAUUUUUAACGCCUCAUGUAUUUGUCAAAAGUUCUAAUGGCGAGAAAAUAACGUGGACACUUAAAGAGGAAGAUAAUUCAUCGAAUCAAAUCAUAUCAUCUGCUAUGACACCAGAACAAGAACAUGAGGAAUCGGAUGCAUUUAUAGAGAUGGCAUAUUCAUCGCCUGAGCGCACUCUUUACAAAAGUGUUAUAAAACGUAAGGCUCCUACAUAUUCAACCACCACUCCCAUGGCCAGUUGUGACAGCCCAGCAGUCACCAUGCCUAGCAACACUGAUGCUGCAGAUGAAGCUUUUCAUGAUGCACUUCAAAGUUUCAAAAAACUGUGUAAAGCUCGGGAGGAAAGACAGGAAAAUGAAGCAUUGCAUGGAUUUGGACAAAUGAUUGUAGCCACAAUAGCCGGAAUGAGUUCUUCCAAACAGACCAAGGCUAUGAUGCGUGUUACAGAGUUAGUAAUGCGUAUAAGAAUGGAAGAAGACGAUUGAAUCCCAUUUUGAAAACGAAGGCUAUAGUCUGGCCUUAGUUGCAAUCUUGCAACAUUAUGUUUAAAUCAUACUUUCUGUACAUAUAAUAUUAAAUAUCAAAAACUACAAUAUUUAAGCCUACCUACUUUAAGCCUACGUUUCAGUAGAUGUUUAAGGUUCUUUUUUAUAAAAUUUGCCUUAAAGCUACGGU
Molecule: messenger RNA, 1324 nt
Organism: Stomoxys calcitrans (stable fly)
Lineage: Eukaryota; Metazoa; Arthropoda; Insecta; Diptera; Muscidae
Exons: 3
Coding region: 400-1134 (244 amino acids)
Biological process (GO): regulation of transcription by RNA polymerase II
Cellular component (GO): transcription regulator complex; nucleus
Source: RefSeq, a predicted model, not a curated record